AUGCAUCAAAUUUACAGUCUCCUUUCAACUUUUUUGAUUCUCUCGGUGCUAAUUCCAUCUCUCCUUGCUUAUUCAAUCCCAAAUUCAAAAUACAAUAAACCAAAUAAUCGUCGUGACUUAAAAAAUCGUUCUCGAAAUGGCGAUAUUAAGAGCGUUUCUAAAAAUAAAAGAUACAUUGGUCCAAACUUAAAUAAUAUUCGUCGCGCGCAAUUAUCUAAACGUUGUAUAUCACCAAUUGUAGAAUCUACAUUGUUGAAACCACUUUGUAAUAAUUGUGGAGCCUUUGCACCAUCCUGCGGUUGUUGUGGUUCUCCCUUUGACUUUCACUGCAAAAUUCCCCGUGACAUUCCCUGCGACAUUCCCUGCGACAUUCCCUGCGACAUUCCCUGCGACAUUCCUUACGACAUUCCUUGCGAAAUUCCCCACGACAUUCCCUGCGACAUUUCCUAUGAAAUUUCCCACGACAUUCCCUGCGACAUUUCCUAUGAAAUUCCCCACGACAUUCCCUGCGACAUUUCCUAUGAAAUUCCCCACGACAUUCCCUGUGACAUUUCCUAUGAAAUUCCCUACGACAUUUCCUGUGACGUCCUUCCGUUACGAUAUGGAAAGUUGAAAUGCGGUGAUAAGCCAAAAAAAGAGGUGUCUAAAAAUCAAUUCUGUUCAAACGAAUUUCAAGGUGCUUUUGAAAAGGAUCAUGCGUUACAGUGUUGUGAUGAAUCUCAAUGUCAAGUCUGUUCUGAUUCUUGUAAUGAGAAUAGUUUUAAACUUACCGCUUAA
Molecule: messenger RNA, 777 nt
Organism: Racocetra fulgida
Lineage: Eukaryota; Fungi; Glomeromycota; Glomeromycetes; Diversisporales; Gigasporaceae
Source: the annotation of a GenBank genome assembly